AUGCCCAAUCUCACAAGUUUGACCCUUGAAUUUCUAAGACUAGAUGAUGAAGACCUGAGUAAAGUUAAUGAAUGUUUUCCGGGUUUACAAGUUCUUAAUUUGGUUGGGGUUGGAGGACUUAAAGAACCAAAAGUUGAUCUCAAGAACCUGAAAUUAUGUUACUGGACAAUCUCAAAUGCUCCACUAUCUAUAACAAUAUUGGCUCCCAGCCUUGUUGAACUCAAACUGGAGUGUAUUAGACCUAGAUCUCUUGUCCUUGAAACCCCAUCGUUGUCUGAUCUCCAUCUAAUCAUUGAGAACGCAGAUCAUUUAAAAGUGAAAGAAUUCAAUUGUUUAUACAGUCUUCAGCUAGAGUCUUGGAAUCUUUUCAGUCUCAUGGGCAAGUUUGGAUCAAGUAGAACCAUCAAAAUUCUGUUACUUGAUAUACCAAAACACAAUCAAGAUGUUACUCCAAAGUUAAGCUUCGGAACACUGUAUGAUUCUUUUCCUAAUCUCAGUUCUCUCACAUUGGAUCCUCGAGCCUGGUCAGAAAUGGAGGUAUCAUUUAGCUCUGGAGGUUUGGAGGGUAGGGUGGAAAUGAAUGGCUUGAAAGAGAUUACUACUUAUUUGUUUAUUGAUGAAAUGAAUGCCACCAUUUCCUUCAUAUCUUCUAUGUUGAAUAGAUGCCCCAGUUUGUCAAAUAUGGGUGUGCUUAUUCAUGGUGAAGUUGCGUCUCGUAUAGCAAGCAAAUUUGCAUCCAGGAUUAGAACAGAUUUGCCUAGACUUAGAUGGAGAUGGGGAUUCUGGAAAGAAGGAGAAAAGGACUGUUGGGUCUCUGAUUUUAUUUAACUUGUCAAACAUGGCUGUGCUUACUCUGAAGAAGGAAAAUAGUAAUAGUAAUAAUAAUAAUAAUAAUGAUCACAAUAUUAAGAUAAUAACAAUAAUAAGGAUUGAGCUGAACUUUGCUCUGCUUUACUGGGACAGCAGAAACAAUUAGAAUGAAUGAAAAGUUUAUAUCUUGGAAAGUCAGCUUAGAAUGAAAGAUUUGCUAAGUUGAAGUUACCACCAAACAGAACAAGAGUUGAAUGGUAAGUAAUAACUAAGUAUGCCUUGGAAAAACUGGAGUAUUGCAUAGGUCAGACAAUCCUCGAGCUAUUUGUUUGAAGCAAGGUUCUUCUGGAUAUAAACCUCUUAAUAACAUUGUAAUCAUUUAUGUCCUUGUAUCCUCAAAAUGUAAUUUUUGUAAAUAAUUGCAUCUCUGUCUUUGUCAACAUGUGUUGCUGUUGCAUCAUGUAUUUGGCAAUUUGCUACCCUUUUGCAGCUUGAAAUUGUAUACGUGUCGAUAUCACUUUGAAUUGGUGUCUAAAAUAUUUUCUCUUGCCUA
Molecule: messenger RNA, 1363 nt
Organism: Cannabis sativa
Lineage: Eukaryota; Viridiplantae; Streptophyta; Magnoliopsida; Rosales; Cannabaceae
Product: F-box/LRR-repeat protein At4g29420-like
Exons: 1
Coding region: 1-828 (275 amino acids)
Source: RefSeq, a predicted model, not a curated record